UCUCUGUCUCUCCACCCCCUCUCUGUGGGCGCAGAAGCAGUUGGUUUGCUCCGUUGUGGCUGGGACUUCACUGAGUGCUAUGUUGAGUGCUUAUUUAGGUCUGUUACAGCAGACUAAGAGCAGCUUGCCCAAGGGCAUCGGGAGAAGAGAGGGCGAAAAAGAGCGAGAGACAGAGAAAGACAGCAGGAGAGAGAGGCGACCAGGAGCCAACUCCGCAUUCCAGCCCUUGGAACGAGACAGAAGCGACCAGCAGUGGGAACUGACAGAGGAACAGCAAAGGGAAAAAAGAAGGCAACGAUAGGAGCUAGCACUGCGCUGAUCUCAAGCUGGGGAUUUGGCGCCAGUUGUUGUUGUGUGUUGUUGUUGUUUUGAGGGAAGUAAGCAGAGGCAGGCUGAGGCAGUUCUAGGACAGGGUCGGUUUGUCCGGGGCGCAGCAUGUUCGACUGCAUGGAGGCGCUGGGGAUGGGACCCCGCCAGUUGUAUGAUGUCACCAACCGGGGUGCGUGCAUGCUAAGGAAGGCGAACCCCUUCUUUGCGGGACUGGACCCUUUCGCCUGGACCGGGACAGCUAGCGUCCAGUCGGUGGAGACCCAGAGCACCAGCUCAGAGGAGAUGGUUCCCAGCUCUCCCUCUCCGCCCCCACCACCCCGUGUCUACAAGCCCUGCUUUGUGUGCCAGGACAAGUCAUCGGGCUACCACUACGGGGUCAGCUCCUGUGAGGGCUGCAAGGGCUUCUUUCGGCGCAGCAUCCAGAAGAACAUGGUGUACACCUGCCACCGCGACAAGAACUGCCAGAUCAACAAGGUCACGCGCAACCGCUGCCAGUACUGCCGCCUGCAGAAGUGCUUCGAGGUUGGCAUGUCCAAGGAAGCUGUGCGGAACGACCGCAAUAAGAAGAGGAAGGACGUGAAGGAGGAGGUGGUGCCGGUGGAAAGCUAUGAGCUGAGCGGAGAACUGGAGGAGUUGGUGAACAAAGUGAGCAAAGCCCACCAGGAGACCUGCCCCUCACUGUGCCAGCUGGGAAAAUACACCACAAAUUCCAGCUCAGAUCACCGCGUGCAGCUGGAUCUGGGGCUGUGGGAUAAGUUCAGUGAGCUUUCCACCAAGUGCAUCAUCAAGAUUGUGGAGUUUGCUAAGCGCCUCCCUGGCUUCACAACCCUCACCAUCGCCGACCAGAUCACCCUCCUCAAAUCGGCCUGCCUGGACAUUCUGAUGCUGCGGAUCUGCACGCGUUACACACCGGAGCAGGACACCAUGACAUUCUCAGACGGGCUCACCUUGAACCGCACACAGAUGCAUAACGCAGGCUUUGGCCCACUCACUGACCUGGUGUUCGCCUUCGCUGGGCAGCUGCUACCUCUGGAGAUGGAUGACACAGAGACAGGCCUCCUCAGCGCCAUCUGUCUGAUAUGUGGAGACCGUAUGGAUCUGGAGGAGCCUCAGCGUGUAGAUCGUCUGCAGGAACCGUUGCUGGAGGCACUGAAAAUUUAUGCCCGUCGCCGCCGGCCCAACAAGCCCCACAUGUUCCCCCGCAUGCUGAUGAAGAUAACUGACUUGCGAGGCAUCAGCACCAAAGGAGCGGAGAGGGCGGUCACUCUGAAGAUGGAGAUUCCAGGACCCAUGCCCCCUCUCAUCCGGGAGAUGCUGGAGAACCCCGAAGCGUUCGAGGAGCAGCCUGAAGCUAGCGAAAGCAAAGCCGAACCUCCUGCCCCGCCGGCCCCACCGGCCCCGCUGCUGACCAUGAAGACGGAGCGCGAGGACGAGGACGACAGCUGGGCCAACGAGAACGGCAGCGAGCCGUCGCCGGAGGAGGAAGACGACGAUGACGAUGACGUGGAGGAGGAGAGGGAGACGGACAGUGAUGGAGAGGCCUGGAGUGGUCAGGAACCCAAUGUCCAGGACAUGUCCAGAAAGAGCCAUGGGGGGAGAGCCCAGUGAGCAGGCUUCUGUUCAUACACACACACACCUCAUACCAACAAGCCUCCCUUCGACACCUUAAUCCCCCCGGCCCGCCUCCUUUUUGACCCCCCCGACUCACAACAAUCUGCCCUCAGCAGAGGGCAAACAUAGAGCCUUAUCAAUUCAGCCGCCUAUAACUCAGGCCUCACGGUCAGUGAUCAGAGACACGCUCAGUCAGAGACUUAAAAGAUGCACGCCUCUUCUCAGGAACUGUCUUCAAAGGGCAAAGAGGGAAGACGCGAGACUUAAACAACUGACUUUCUAGACAAAACAGCAGUCGCUUUUUUUAUACUAUCGCGUUUGUAUUGAAAAUAAAGGAGCAGCCAAACCUACAGAAGCCAACGUGAAACAGUCAGCUGUCAACGGGUUCAAAGUCACAUUUCUCCAGAACACUGCAAGGAAAAAAAAAGAAAAGAAAAAGCUUAUGCUUUUUUGUUGUUCUUGAUGCAUUUGAAUAUUGUCUUGACUUUUUCAGCCUUGAUAUAGUUCUCUUUACUUUUACAUUUUAUGAAUAAGCCCAUACAUAUCUAUAUACCUUUAUAUUUUUUCGUCUUUGUAUACUAUUUCUUCAGUUAUGUAUUGUUUUGGAUAGCUUUCCCGAGGAGAAACAGAGAGAGAGAGAGAGAUAAUCGAAUGACUAUAAACUGGCAGACCUCUACUGAGUCUCUACCUGGUCUUUCUGGCUGGGUUCUUGAGCACUUUGGCUCAUUGUAGACGUCGAUGAUAAUCAAUUCGAUAGGAAAAUCUCAACUCCCAGUUGGCUGAUCCACAUGUUUUCAGGAUUGGCAUUAUGGGUAUUAGUUCUGGUUAUGACUAACACAGCAUCUUUCCUGCCAAUCGAAUAUUGUAUUUUGUGCCAAAGCAUGCAGUUUGUAAAGUGGGAAGAGAGUUCAAGCUCUUAAGCCAAACUCUAGAGAGGAAAAGUGUCAGUUAAUACAUGAUGCAGGCCUUGUCCUAAUAAUUGACCUAUCCAUGCUCCACCCAUAAAUACAUUCUUUUGCAGCUACUGUUGAGGCUUUACAGAAUGACAAAAUAAUGAGGAAUUGUAGCGUAUAUCUUGCCAAUUUUUGGCAAUUUUUUUGUUGGUGUGAUCUCACCUUGCCUUACAGCUACAGCAAUUAUCUUUGAUUAGAUCAUUGCCUAACUUUAUAGGGACAUUGUGUGGCUUACUGUUCUUUAGGAUUAUGGAUUUCCGCCUCCAUGGCUGUCACCAAGUAGUUUGACUUUAUUGGCAGGCUAUCGCUUGAGGCAACAUAUUGUGGCACUGUCUGUUUUAGUCAUACUGUGUGCACAUCUGGCACAUAUGAUGAGGAAAAUGUUGCCAACCUUCCCCCAGAACAUUUACCUUCUUGCAGGCCCAUCCUAAAUGUAAUCAAGGAGUUUGAAUUUAAGAUUAGAAUUUAAGUCUGCAAGAAGGUAGAUCUCAAGGAGCAGCAUUGGUGACCAUUUCAGCCAUUCUACAGUAUUUAGCAUUGAAGACAUAGCUAGCUAACUUUACUCUUAGCCUAGAAGUAUGCUAUAAUUUGUCAUAAUGUUGAAAUUUUGUCCUGUAAAGCUUGUUCAACCUCAAUUUUUGUCCAGCAAAGCUUGUUGAAUCUCAGAUUUAGUCCCACAACCUCAGUUUGUCCCGCAAAGCUUGUUCAAUCUUGAUUUUGUUUGUCCUGUACAGCUUGUUCAACCUUGAUUUUUGUCCCAUUUUUCUCCGAUGUUUUGUUCCACCUCACAAGAGUACACAUCUACGAAAGAACAUGCUUGUGGGUGGAGCAUGGAUAGAUCAAUUGUUCUAAUUGUUUCAUGCUAAUCCCGCUUCGUUCCGAGUGCUCAGGGGGAGGUCUGCUAUUGGCCAUAUAUGUAGCACUUCAAUAAUGCUGUUGUAAAACAUGGCAAGCUUGGUGCUGACUGGUGUACUUAUCAUACAGAGCCUGGGGAUUCCAGCUUAGCAAGAAACCAUCCUUCAGAUCAGGUGCUUAGCUUUGCUAAGAUCCGAGUGAUUAAUAACUCACGCUCUCACUGAUGUGCAUAAAAAUCACAUAGCCGCAUCUUAUUCCCACACUUGGAAAGCACAUAUCCUGCAUGUUAACAGAACUCUUCAUAUACAUAUAUAUAUAAAUAUAUAUAUAUAUAUAUAUAUAUAACAUGGAAAUUCAGACUCAGGGCAUUUCGGUGAGGACCAAACACUAGCUGCCUGCAGGCAUGCUACAAAACAGCAAUAUUUAUGAGUGUGGUUUUGAAUAUGUCGGCUCAGUUUAGACGUCCUACUUGGAAGUGGAGACAUCUACAUACUUUAGUUAAAGCCAUUGUAAAACUUUUAUAUGCUCUGUUCAUUAUAGGAACGAUAUGGUCAUUUUUUAAAUAUCUUGAUCAAUUCAACUGCCAAAAAAAAAAAGAAAAAGGAAAAAAAAAACACAGCAUGCCAUUAGGUGACAGUGUGUAAUUGAACAAGUACCGGGUUUUCAGUUAUGCAAUACAGAAACCAGCUGUGCGUGUUGGGGUGUCUCUGGGAUUGUGAGGCUGUUACUGUGGAGCAGCCUGUAGUGUAUUAGGUCAUCAGAUGAAUGUCAUUUGUGUGGUGCUGUAACACUGAGAAUGUGAGCUCAUGUACAUAAAUACACACUCUCACACUUUUCUCUCUCCUGCCUGCACAGAUUCACACAAAAACACCUUCACUUGUCACAGUGUUGUCCAGUCUAUUCAUUGGUGCCCCUUAGUCCGCAUUUUUGCUCCCAUAUGCCUUAAUCAAGAGUCAAUACCACUGAAUCACUGGCUACAAUUGACAUAUCUGUGCUCUGCCCCCACAUGCAUUCUUUCAGGGUAACUAUUGCAAAGAUGGACAUGUUACAGGCAAAAAUCCAAUUAAGCCUAAUGUGAAAUUGUCCAAUUUUCCAGUGCAGCACAGCUGAGCUGGACUAUGUUGUUGUAGCUGAUUGAAAUUAGGAAUUUUGAAAAAGACAGCAACGAAUUUGCCAUCUUGCUAAUGUUAAAGCUGCUAGUCGUCCUGUAAAGCCUAAAAUAAUUAUUUAAAAGUCAGAGGCAUCAGGACGGAUUUUGCUUGAGUUUUUCGGACCACAUCAUACAUCUUUAUGUCACACGCACAGACUCAAAAAAGAAGGUCCAGCUCAAUGUUUAGGUCUCCAAUGCAAAAUCAACAUUAUACUCAUGAAGAUAUGAUGACAUUAGCAGAUAAUUCACUCACAUCCUCAGAAGACACAUCCUUCAACAAGUUUUGACUGAGUUCUCUUUGAAAACCCUUUCAGUGCGCUCAGAGUCAUCAGAUUCAUCCACUCAGGGAAGGGGACUGAGCACAGCGGGCGUUACAAAACAUUCUUCGGCACAUUGCCUCUAAUUACACAUUUCCACCAGAGAGGUCUCCAAAUCUCAAAAACGUACAUAGUGCUGCUUUAUGUGACUAUGUGACAAAAAACAACUACCAUCUUAAUAGUUUGACCUCUCACACCCAAAAUACAUAUCAUUUGAAAUUAAUUUCUAAAAGAAUCCAAAAUAAAAGUUUGAGUUUUAAAAUCUGUUUGAUCUGCAUAAUUCCACAUUGUCACUGUUGAAACAAAACCUCCAACAAAUAACUUUACAGGAGAAGCUAAAAAUGUUCUUAACUUUCAGUGUGAGUUGAUGUAACAAGAUCUUAUUCUAAGAAUUUCAUCAUGAAAUUUUGGCACAUUGUGUCAAAUUGAACAUUGAAAUUUGAACAUUGUGUCAAAUUUUGAAAUUUGGAAAUGUAAAUGAUAACUGGCAUUUUCAAUUCAUGUGAAAAAAUAAAAAACUAGUUUAAUGAGAUUUUUGCCAGUUUUGGAAAGCUUGUCCAAUCUCUGCUUCUUAGAAAGAACAUAUAUGUGGGCGGAGCAUGUCACAAGUCAGUUCUUACUAUGCCUUAACCAAGCAAGUAAAACCACGGACUACCUGAUACAGUCGUGCUGGGAGGUGGGAUAUACUUUAGAAAUCUGAAUUUACUUGGCUGAAAUAUAUACAUUAGUUCCACAGGAAUAAAAUAUAUCACACCAACACUUUAUUGUCCUCCACUUGACUUACAUUUGGCAAUAAUUGUGUUGAUGUAAUAAAUUUUAUUCACAUGGAAAUGAUGUACUUCAUUUCAAAGCAGUGUACAGCAAAAACCUGGACUGCACAUGGGUCGAUGAGUAAGGUUUGGGAAACGCUGUGAUCAGAAACACAUGCAUACACACACAUACACACAGAAACCUCUCUCCUGAGCGCCUUCUGCAGUGUUGCACUCCUCAGCAACACAUUGCUGUGUUGCAAACAGAAUGUUGAGAUUACGUUGUCUCAUUUGCUCUUUUUCUUCUCCUCGAUUUGGCUGAGGUAUUCUCAAUCCUCUGUUCAUGUUCAACCAGCUCUGUUGUAUCAAGAAAAGCCAUAUAAACAUUCAGAGGCACAAUAAAAUGACUGUUUGUGAGA
Colossoma macropomum (tambaqui) is the source of this 6384-nucleotide messenger RNA. RefSeq names its product retinoic acid receptor gamma a (gene rarga). The transcript has 8 exons. Gene Ontology annotation, biological process: regulation of transcription by RNA polymerase II; cellular response to corticotropin-releasing hormone stimulus; retinoic acid receptor signaling pathway. The coding region runs from base 436 to 1938 and encodes 500 amino acids. Gene Ontology annotation, molecular function: nuclear glucocorticoid receptor binding; zinc ion binding; RNA polymerase II cis-regulatory region sequence-specific DNA binding. Gene Ontology annotation, cellular component: nucleus; transcription regulator complex. Lineage: Eukaryota; Metazoa; Chordata; Actinopteri; Characiformes; Serrasalmidae. The record is from RefSeq and is a predicted model, not a curated record.